CUGCUGGGGUCCCUAGCGGCGCGCGCGCGCGCAGAGAUGGCGGAGGCGGUGGAACGCACAGACGAGCUGGUCCGGGAGUACUUGCUCUUCCGCGGUUUCACGCACACGCUGCGGCAGCUGGAUGCGGAGAUCAAGGCGGACAAAGAGAAGGGGUUUAGGGUGGACAAGAUUGUGGACCAGUUGCAACAGUUGAUGCAGGUAUAUGACUUGGCUGCCCUUCGGGAUUACUGGAGCUACCUGGAGCGCAGGCUCUUCAGCCGCUUGGAGGAUAUAUAUCGACCCACCAUCAGCAAACUGAAAACCAGCCUGUUCCGCUUUUAUCUUGUCUACACAAUCCAGACAAACAGAAAUGACAAGGCACAGGAAUUCUUUGCAAAGCAGGCCGCGGAGCUCCAGAACCAGGCUGAAUGGAAGGAUUGGUUCGUACUGCCCUUCUUGCCAUCCCCGGACACCAACCCCACCUUCGCCACCUACUUUUCUCGACAGUGGGCCGACACUUUCAUUGUCUCUCUGCACAACUUCCUGAGCGUCCUCUUCCAAUGCAUGCCGGUCCCUGUGAUCCUGAACUUCGAUGCAGAGUGCCAGAGGACCAACCAGAUUCAAGAAGAAAACGAAGUUCUGCGUCAGAAGCUUUUUGCAUUGCAAGCUGAAAUCCACCGGCUAAAGAAGGAAGAGCAACAGCAGGAGGAGGGACAGGCCGUGGUGCAACACAGACUGCCCCCCUACGUCUCCAGCAUGGACCGCCUUGGGGACUCAGAGCUAGCCAUGGUGUGCAGCCAGAGGACUGCCUCCCUUUCCCAGUCACCUCGAGUGGGCUUCCUGUCCUCGCUGCUGCCUCAGAGUAAGAAGAGCCCUUCAAGGUUGUCACCUGCCCAAGGCCCCCCUCAGGCUCAGAGCUCAGCCAAGAAAGACUCCCUCAGCGGUCAGGCUGCCAAGGGAAAGGACCCAGUGCCCGGGGCCAAGGAUGGGAAGAGCCUCCUGAGCGGGCCAGUGCCUGGGGAGGCCAGCUGGGCACAUCAGCGCCAACGGCGUCUGCAGGACCAUGGCAAGGAGAGGAGGGAGCUACUCUCUACCUCCUCCUCCUCCUCCCAGUGCACAGAGAAGAAGCCAGAAGGCAGUGGCCCAGAAGCUGAGCCCUGCCUGGAACUCCACAGGGGGCCAGGGGAGCCUCUGGCCCGGGUGUCCACAGCAGGCUCCGAGGGAGGCCGCCCCGAGCAGCCCUUCAUAGUGCUGAGCCAGGAGGAGUAUGGGGAGCACCAUUCGUCCAUCAUGCACUGCAGAGUGGACUGCUCUGGUAGGAGAGUGGCCAGCUUAGAUGUAGACGGGGUCAUCAAAGUGUGGUCCUUCAACCCAAUCAUGCAGACCAAAGCAUCCUCCAUUUCCAAAUCACCACUGCUGUCCUUAGAGUGGGCCACCAAGCGAGACAGGCUGCUCCUCCUGGGCAGUGGUGUGGGGACGGUUCGUCUUUAUGAUACAGAAGCCAAGAAGAACCUCUGUGAAAUCAACAUCAACGAUGACAUGCCCAGAAUCCUGUCUCUUGCCUGCAGCCCCAAUGGGGCCUCUUUCGUCUGUUCAGCUGCAGCUCUGAGCCUCGCCUCCCAGACAGACUCCCUGGCCCCGGAUGUUGGCGGCAAAGGCAUGAACCAGGUUCCUGGCAAGCUGCUGCUGUGGGACACAAAAACCAUGAAGCAGCAGCUUCAGUUCUCACUGGACCCAGAGCCCAUUGCCAUCAACUGCACAGCUUUCAACCACAAUGGGAACCUGCUGGUCACAGGGGCAGCUGAUGGCGUCAUCCGGCUCUUUGACAUGCAGCAGCAUGAGUGUGCCAUGAGCUGGAAGGCCCACUCCGGGGAGGUCUACUCCGUGGAAUUCAGCUGUGAUGAGAAUGCCGUGUACAGCAUUGGCGAGGAUGGUAAGUUCAUCCAGUGGAACAUCCAUAAGAGUGGCCUCAAGGUGUCCGAGCACAGCCUCCCUUCAGAUGCCACCGGCCCCUUUGUCCUGUCCGGCUACAGUGGCUACAAGCAGGUUCAGGUCCCCAGGGGCCGGCUCUUCGCUUUCGACUCAGAGGGCAACUACAUGCUGACAUGUUCUGCCGCGGGGGGCAUCAUCUACAAGCUGGGCGGCGAUGAGAAAGCUCUAGAGAGCUGCUUGAGUCUGGGCGGCCACCGGGCCCCUGUGGUCACCGUGGACUGGAGCACGGCCAUGGACUGUGGGACAUGCCUCACAGCCUCCAUGGAUGGCAAGAUCAAGCUGACCACCCUCCUGGCGCAUAAGCUCUGAUGUCCCUGCCUGCAGCGACACACAUCGGAAGCAGAACUGUCCCCCGGGGGAGGAGA
Molecule: messenger RNA, 2336 nt
Organism: Phodopus roborovskii (desert hamster)
Lineage: Eukaryota; Metazoa; Chordata; Mammalia; Rodentia; Cricetidae
Gene: Wdr91
Product: WD repeat domain 91
Exons: 15
Coding region: 37-2280 (747 amino acids)
Biological process (GO): early endosome to late endosome transport
Cellular component (GO): extrinsic component of endosome membrane; early endosome membrane; late endosome membrane
Molecular function (GO): phosphatidylinositol 3-kinase regulator activity; protein binding
Source: RefSeq, a predicted model, not a curated record